AUGGUGGUGGACUGGAACAAAGGGGCGGCCAACCUGAACUACUUCACCGCUGUGGCCUACACAAGGGAGGCAGCUCACAACCUGACUGGGUUCAUCCAGACUAUGGAGGAGGGGGGAGCAUCUCUGAGCUCAGUCUACUUCAUCGGCAUCAGUCUGGGAGCUCACCUGGCUGGAUUUGUUGGAGCAAAUCUGAAGGGGAAGAUCGGACACAUUACAGGUCUGGACCCAGCUGGGCAGAUGUUCAUCAGCGCCACCCUAGAAGAGAGGCUGGACCCCUCAGACGCCAUGUUUGUGGACGUACUUCACACCGAUAUGAACUCCUUCGGAAUGAGAGGAGCUCAUGGUCAUAUAGAUUUUUACGCCAAUGGUGGCGCAGACCAGCCAGGGUGUCCCAGAACCAUCUUCACAGGCAAAUCCUACUUUGUAUGCAACCACCAGCGCUCCGUGUUUCUGUUCCUCUGCACUCUGAACCAAACCUGCAGCCUCACAGGUUACCUCUAUUUGUCCUACAGGAACUUCCUGGAUGCCCGCUGUUUGCAGUGUGACGCCUUUAAGCCUGCUUCCUGCCCUGUGCUUGGUUAUGAUGUCAGCCAGUGGCGGGAGACUCUGCUGCGGCUUGGACAGACCCAAGUCUUCUUCAGCACCACUGGUACACUGCCCUACAAGAGUGAGUCCAACAUCUUCUCACAUAACAUCUCGCAAGAAUUGCAGAUGUUUUAUGGAACAAGACUCAAGGCUGUAGCAGCUGUAGGAGGACUGUCUGUGUGCCACAGAGCUGAGCUACUGAGUGGACAUAGUGACAUGGAACCAGUAUCUCCAAUGGGGGUUGUCUACAUCCGGCUGCACAGCAGGAGGAGCUUCACAGAGGCCCGAAUAGACCAGUGA
Messenger RNA from Monopterus albus (swamp eel), 885 nucleotides. It is a transcript of the gene lipib, whose product is annotated as lipase, member Ib. Gene Ontology annotation, biological process: lipid catabolic process. The transcript has 7 exons. Bases 1 to 885 code for a protein of 294 amino acids. NCBI's taxonomy places the organism in Eukaryota, Metazoa, Chordata, Actinopteri, Synbranchiformes, Synbranchidae. Gene Ontology annotation, molecular function: glycerophospholipase activity. The record is from RefSeq and is a predicted model, not a curated record.